This is a messenger RNA of Pocillopora verrucosa, 912 nucleotides long. Lineage: Eukaryota; Metazoa; Cnidaria; Anthozoa; Scleractinia; Pocilloporidae. The record is from RefSeq and is a predicted model, not a curated record.
AUGGCUGGCGACACAAUUACCAAAACUUCAAACAUCAGCUUUGGGAGCACGGCAUACCCAAUCCUUCCGGCAUCAAACUGCAUCCAAUGGGUUAUUAUAGGAAUCAUUGAAUGCCUGGCUAUUGUCAUCCUCAACUUGAUCACUGUCGUCCUAUUUGUAAAACAGCACCAGCUACAGCGCCGGAGUAGAUACUUGAUUAUCCACUUGGCGAUAAUCGAUCUCUUAGUUGGAGGAGCCUCUGGUCCUCUUUUCAUCAUAAAUGGAAUGUCCAACCCUUGUUUCCACUGGGAGUUGUCUGAAGCUUUCAUUUUUAUUGUGUCUAUAUUCCCAGUGGCCUCCCUUGUCAAUCUCGCCGCUAUUUCUCUUGAUCGAUUUUAUGCAACAUUUUUUCCAUUCAAGCAUCGAUCAAUCAAGAAAUGGGUCAAUGGAGCUUUCAUCGCUGCUAUUUGGCUGAUAGCUUCAUUGGGGGAAACAUUCCAACUGGUUUUGAUUUUAUAUCUGAAAGUAGAUAGACGCAUUCGAGGAAUUGUAACCUGCACAUUUAAUGCAUUUUUUCUUUUUGUUAUUUGUGUUUCGUAUACAGCAGUCUUAAUCAAAGUCCGACUCAGCCCCAGUCGUCACCACCGAGGUGCAACAAACAGAGAACGGAAACUGACCACAACCUUAAUCUGGGUCACAUUUGCAUCUUUAUUGUCUUGGUUACCAUUUAAUGUUUUCGCGAUAUUGUCGAGUUUUAAUAAAGCAAUUUCAACCUGGCUUUGGGCAGACAACGCAGCUGUGACACUUGUCGGUGCUAAUUCUUUAGCAAAUCCAAUUGUUUACGCCAUAAGGAUGCCAGAAUUCAGAGCUGGUGUUAGAAACAUAUUAUGUAAGGUGCCUAACCGUACACGCCCCGUAGCUUUACCACUUUAG